Molecule: messenger RNA, 565 nt
Organism: Colletotrichum acutatum
Lineage: Eukaryota; Fungi; Ascomycota; Sordariomycetes; Glomerellales; Glomerellaceae
Exons: 1
Coding region: 82-369 (95 amino acids)
Source: RefSeq, a predicted model, not a curated record
GAAGUCGCCACCGUCGAGUCCACCCAGUACAACAUCGCCACGGUCCCUACCACCAUCUACUCCACUGAGAUUGUGCCCACGAUGGCCUACCGCACCGAAGUUGUCAACGCCACCGUCACCGCCUCCAUCACGGAGACGGCCACGGCUACCAUCACGCAGACGGCCACCGUCCCUGCUGACCAGAGCGUCUGCCUGUACCGCUAUGCCUACAUCACGCGCACCCAGACGGCGAGCGUCGCGCCCAAGUACUCCACCUACACGGUUUCCACCAUCACCUGCUUGGCUGCUCAACCUACCUGCGACUCUCGCACCGGCAACUGCAACAAGUUUGCUCGUCUGGUCCUCAGCGCCGAGCCUACCUCUACCUAAGUUCAUCUUUGAGACAUGGACUUAGCCCCGGCCCAAAGGAGCUGUACUAGCAGCGGUGGCAACAAACAUGUACCCUUCAUCGAGGCCAGCAGCCUAUUUUUCUUUUUGUUUUUGUAGUGCCCGGUUUAUGAGUGUUAUACAUGAAGCAUAGCGUUAUGCAUCGGGGGGAAAGGAUUUAUGUAAUGAGUUAUUCGGG